CCAUUUUGGUCUCUCGCUCAGCCUGUCCGCUGUGUCCAGUACCCGUUUUGCCUUCUUCUCUACCCAUUUGCCCAUGCUAGCAGCAAACGGGCAAGGCUAGUGGCGGCAAAUGGAAAUACCUUCCGGAUCGUGGCGGGCCCCCCGGUCGUCGACUGUCAACUCCGAGAGCCCUGCCACUGCCACUUCCGUCUUGUUUCCAACGCCUCUUUUUCCAAGGCCCCGAUCAUCAUCUUCAGCAGCAGCAGCAUGGAAGCCUUUACGAAGAAUCCUUCCGUCCUCGCAGGCCCUGCCACUCUCCUCCACUUGGCGUUUGGCUGAGCGAGUGCCGGUGGUGAUAGCCACAUAUCCAUCUCAGCCGCUCGCCAUCUGCUCCAGCCCGCGCCUGAGACGCUAGCAAUACCUCUCGGAACCGCUCCCGGCGGGACAAACUCAACGGAUGGACAAAGGCACAGAACGCUAGAUGAGAAAGCCCAUCAUAGGCGCAAAUGAGGGAUGACGAGGAGCCGUCCACGCAACCGGGCGCCGUCGGUGCUGUUUCCCUUCUCGAGGAGUCCGUAUCCAUCCUCCCAUCCUCCCAUCCUGCCAUCCCAUCCCGUUCUAUCCCCAUCCCCAUCCCAUCCCCAAUCGUCACACGCCCUCUGCUGCCCGUUCCCAUUCCCACGCCCUCCCACGCUCGAGCCGCGCCCCCCUCCUCCUCCAUCCCGGUCUUAUCCCCACUGGCAUGCACGCCCUCUUGCUAGCCUCGACCAUCUCAGCGUACGCAACGGACCUGGGCGGCUAUCUUCAUGCACGACAGUUCAAAGUACCUUGGGCCUGGUCUUUGCUUGCCCAUCCUGCACCCGUGGCACUGCAAGCCAAUCCGCCCCCAGGGGCCUGGGGCUCAUGUUCUUCCUCCUCCCCGUCCCCCCCGGUCAUCUCUUGGCUUCCCCCCUGGUCGAGUUCCAGACCAGGGGCCCCCUCUGUUCCUCGAUCCCUGUGGACUUGCUAAUAUCCUUACUGUCAAGAAGGUUCAGGUACUUCCUUCGGCCGCGCUCGCUGUUGUCGACUUCCCUGCGACCUGCGACCUGCGACCUGUUUGCUCGGUUGAUCUCCACUACUACUUCUUACCUCCAACUACCAUUUAUACAAAGAGGCCGGCCGUCUGCGUCCGUCUGCGUCCCCCACAAGGCUCUCUCCUCAACUCGUCUUCUCCCUUGGCCUCGAACAACGGACGCACUUGGUCUUCAAACUCGGUCGCGGCCAGGAAAGGCAGAUUACUCCUUGAUCUCCCCAUCUUCUAUCUGCCUCGCCGAACUUUGCUUCCAUCUUUGAGCACUUCAUUCUGGUCCAUAAAUGCGCCAGUCUGAGACAGAAUCUCCCACCCGCCGCCACGACAUCUACGACUGUCAAACACUUCCUGUCAAAGCAUUCUGUUCCACCACCCCACUCCCUCCACGACAUACUUGGACGUUAAUAGUCCGCGAUCCCGUCCCAGAGUUUACAUGACAAUGGUCGAGGAGCAGUACCUUGCCCAAGGUCUAACCCAUACGGACGAUCUUUCGGGAGCCAACAACCUGUCCGACGGAGGACCAACAGCCUCCGGAGCACCCCCAGCUUCUGCCUAUCCCGAUUUGACCCCCUACGCAGCAGUAA
Messenger RNA from Ilyonectria robusta, 1632 nucleotides. RefSeq lists its product as uncharacterized. The record is from RefSeq and is a predicted model, not a curated record. Bases 493 to 1311 code for a protein of 272 amino acids. The transcript has a single exon. NCBI's taxonomy places the organism in Eukaryota, Fungi, Ascomycota, Sordariomycetes, Hypocreales, Nectriaceae.